CCGAAAAUUAGCCGCAGUUCAUUUCUUAACGUAAAGGACUUGGGUGUUAUAUAUUUAUUGUAAUGAGAUAACUUAGUCUUCGUGUACCAAAGUACAUUUUUAACAAUGUUAGGAACAAAUAGAUCUAGUUCGCACAAACUUUCAAUGGUCUCAUGCCCUGUAUGUUCCGCCAAUCACCUCCCUAUCAAAGGGUCGCUGAAAAAUGGUGUGUAUGCAUGUACCUGUGAAAACUGUGGCCACUUCUUUAAAUUCAAAGCAGUCCAGAAUUUCAAGAGCACUGUCACUUUUACUAUCAAUGGAGUUAGCUACACAGUUGGAAAUGAAUAUCACCCAGCAACUUCUUUAAAUGAGUACAUGCGCCAUUCCGGCGCCUCUGUUGGCACCAAAGGCUGCUGCUAUGAAGGGGGCUGUGGAGUUUGUCUUGUCACUGUCAAACUUUUUGAGCCUAUUUCGGCUCAAAAAGUAGAGUAUGCUGUAAACUCAUGCUGUCUCCAACUGUACACAUGUGAUGGUAUGGAGAUCACAACCAUUGAAGGGCUGGGUAAUACAAAAGAUGGAUUACACCCUAUACAAGACAGAAUGGUGAAACAUGAUGGGACUCAGUGUGGGUUUUGUACACCAGGACAGAUCAUGAAUAUGUAUGGACUUUUAAAAAGAUUUCCAACCCCUACUGUUCAACAAAUUGAAGAUGAAUUUGAUGCCACUCUUUGUCGAUGCACAGGCUACAGAGCAAUUUUGGAUGCUAUGAAAACCUUUGCUGUUGAUGCUCCUCCAGCCCUGAAAGGAAAGCUUAUUGACAUUGAGGAAUUGGAUGGUAAAAUUUGCAAAAAAUCUGGCCAAGCCUGUACUGGACAUUGUAACAAAAACAAAACAGGGAAAAAUGGACACUGUGAAAACCAAAUAGAGCGGCCAGUUCAUAUUGUGGGGGACGGCACUCAGUGGUUUAAACCUACCAGCCUGCAAGAUUUGAUACAACUUUUGAACCAACAUCGUGCUGACAAGUAUAGACUUGUCUUUGGCAACACGUCUUUUGGUGUCUAUCAAGAAUUUGGCCCUUGGAAUUUCAAUACACUUAUUGACAUCAGAGGUGUCCAGGAGCUGUAUACAAUUAAGAAUGACACUAGUGUGACAUUGGGUGCCAACUUAUCAAUAAGCAACUUAAUUGAAGUUUUUGAGCAGUACAAAACACAAACUGACAUACCAUAUGCUGCAACAUUUGCAGAACAUUUGCACUAUGUGGCACAACAUGGCAUAAGAAAUAUGAGUUCAUGGGCUGGGAAUCUUCUUCUCAAACUUGCUCACCCAGAAUUUGCUUCGGACAUCUUCACCAUUCUCGAAACUGUUGGUGCAACUCUCCUGAUUUAUGAUGGGGAUGGAAGCUCCAGGCAGUACAGUCUGACUGAAUUCUUAGGACUUGAUAUGAAGGGCAAGGUCAUUGUAUCUGCAACCCUCCCCAAAUUCUCAACCAGUGUUAAGGUCCAGACAUACAAGACCUCACAUCGUUUACAGGCUUGUAAGGCAUAUGUCAAUGCUGGAUUUAUGAUGGAUAUUGAUGUUAGCCGAAACUUCAUGGUUAAAAGCAAGCCUUCUAUUGUGAUCCAGGGCAUCAACUCCCAGCUGAUCCAUGCUGUUCAAACUGAAUCAUUUUUAAUCAGCAAGUCUUUGGGAGAUCCAGCAAUGCUACAAAAUGCCCUGACAUUGCUGGCCUCUGAACUUAUUCCUGAGACCCAUCCAACUUGGGCCAGCCCAACCUACAGAAAGUCUCUGGCUGUGGGAAUGUUUUAUAAGUUUGUGUUGAGUAUCUGCAGCAACAAGGUCAGCCCCAGAUACACCAGCGGCGCCACUGGCUUGACCAGAACUCCAAUUGUGGGAACCCAGGACUACGGCACUGACCCAUCAGAGUACCCUGUGACUCAAGCACUGCCCAAAGUCACAGCGCAGUAUUUGACAAGUGGCACAGCUCUGUUUUUAGAUGACUUGCCAGCUGUGCCCGGACAGCUUAAUGCUGCUGCAGUUAUAAGUACAGUGGGCAACGCUGAGAUUGACACCAUAGACCCUUCCAUAGCGCUGUCCCUACCUGGAGUGGUUGCUUUCCUGAAAGCUUCGGAUAUUCCCAAAGGGGGUAUAAAUAACUGGAGACCCAAGUCUUUAUACAUAUUUAAACCUGGCACACAAGAGUUACUCAGCAGUGGUGUCAUUGAAUAUGCUGGGCAACCAAUAGGAAUUAUUGUGGCAGAUGUGGCAACUACAGCCCAGACAGCUGCCAGUCUUGUGAACGUCACAUACAAAAAUGUGCAGGUGCCCAUUGUGGAUCUCAAAGAUGGAGUGCAGAAGAAAUCUUUCUUCCCUGAUCCACCUGACCCUACAACUGUUGGUGACCCCAAAGGCGCCAUUGCCUCAGCACCCCGCAAGGUUAGCGGCAGCAUCGGCUGUGGGGACCAGUUCCACUUCUAUCUGGAGACGCCCACUGUCAUCUGCACCCCGAGCGAUGUAGGGGGCAUGAAGGUCAAGGCCACGAGCCAGUGGCUGGAUGGGGUGGGGGAGACGGUGUCCCAGGUGCUGGGUUUACCUCAGUCCAGUGUUGAGGUGACUGCUGAAAGACUUGGUGGUGGAUUUGGUGGGAAAAUAUCUCAGCCCUUCCUUGUGUCUGGACUAUGUUCCCUGGCAGCCUAUGCUGUUAACAAACCAGUCAAAAUGAACUUGGAUAUACACACAAACAUGAAGAUGCUAGGCAAAAGAGAUGCAUACUAUGCAGAAUAUGAGGUCGGUUUCGAUAACAAUGGUCUUCUUUUGGGUAUAAUUAUCAAUGUGUACACUGAUGCUGGAGUGAGGGACCUGGAGGGGGAUGGGAAUGAGCUACUCACUUGGAUUGAUAAUGCUUAUUACUGUCCCAACUGGCUAUUCACACCUGUUGCAGUAAAGACCAACAAGCCAGCUGGUACAGCUUGUCGGUCGCCAGGAUCAACUGCUGCCAUCUUCAUCAUGGAAAGCAUCAUUGAGCAUGUUGCCAAAUCUUUGGGUCGAGACCCCUAUGAAGUCAGAAGGUUAAACUUGUAUGUCAAAGGUCAGAAAACCCCCUCGGGAAUGCCUCUUAAUUACUGCACUAUACGUGAGGUUGCUGAGCAGUUUGAGAGUGAUAUCAACCUCACUCAGCGUCAACAAGCUGUUGCCACCUUCAAUACAGCCAAUAGGUGGAAAAAGCGAGGACUGGCUCUGAUGCCCAAUAGGUUUGGCAUUGGUUGGCAGCAAGGCACAUACAACACUCACAUCAUGAUCUACCAUGCUGAUGGGAGUGUGGCCAUUGCUCAUGGGGGCAUUGACAUGGGGCAGGGCAUCAACACCAAGGUUAUACAAGUUUGUGCAUAUGAGCUUGGCAUCCCAAUGGAUAAAAUUCGUGUACAGACCUUCUCUACAGUGAUCAAUGCCAACUCCACCACAACAGGAGGCUCCAUAACCUCUGAACUUUGCUGCAUGGGUGUUAUAGAGGCUUGCAACAUCCUCAAACAACGCAUGGCCCCUGUGAAAGCUAAAAUGGUGAACCCAACAUGGCAAGAACUGGUGUCUAAGUGUUAUGAUGAGAUGGUAGACCUGACAGCGUCUUUCAUGACCGCCCCACAAGACCCAUAUGCCAGCCGCUACAACUGCUACAGUAUUGCCUGUGUUGAGGCAGAGCUGGACAUCCUAACUGGCCAGUACCAGCUUAGACAGAUGGACAUGUUGUAUGACUGUGGUGACAGUAUCAAUCCUGAACUAGAUAUUGGACAAGCCGAGGGGGGUUUCAUCAUGGGGAUGGGAUAUUUCUUACAAGAACAAAUGAUAUUUGACCCAGUAAAUGGACAAGCCCUAAAUGCAGGAACUUGGGAAUACAAGCCACCCAUGCCUAAAGAUUUGCCUAUGAAUUUCAACUUCAAAUUUCUGAGAAAUGCACCAAAUCCUCUAGGUGUUUUGCGUUCAAAAGCUGUUGGUGAACCCCCACUGACAAUGGGAGCUUGUGCACUGUUUGCCAUCAAACAUGCUGUGGAAGCUGCAAGAGCAGAGAUUGGCCAGGACACUUACUUUCCAUUAGACUCACCAGCCACUGUUGACAAAGUCCAACUUCUGUGUUUGAACGACAUAUCAAAAUUCACAUUGGGAAAUUAGUCUAUGGUCAGUUGGAAGUCAAUUGAAAAAUAACCAAUAAAAUGUUAUUUAAGUUGAUAGAAUAUAGAAUAUUAUUUUUUUAAAUAUAAAUCAGUCACAUAUUUUUUUUAUUAUUGUGAAACCAUGUGUUGCUAACAUAAAUUUUAUGUUGUUUAUUUCUUUUUUUCGAAUUUUAUACUGAGUAAAUAAUAGCUAAUCAAUUGAAAGUUUUUCUAUUUAUAUUUAUUACAAAAUUUUACAAAGUAAGUAAUGGCCAUUUUAAAAAUGUUUUUAAAUAUACUGUUAAUUUGUUAAUUUGGCUUAGUAAUAAUUUAUAGUUUGUGACUCUUUUUAAGGAGCAUAGUUAUUUCUUCAUGACAGAAUUAUGUGAUUGCAAUGAAUUGGCUUUGUUGAAAUUUGACAUUAAGUCCUACUCUAAUUAGCAGUUUGAAUAAAUAUUGAAACAAUAAUUUAAGCAUUAUUCUUUAAAAAAAUAUUUUUAAAUGUUUCAAAAUGUUUGAUUUGUGCCAUUAUAUUAUAGAUCCUGACAGUAAGAAUUCCUUUGUUACAAAAUGUUUACAUAUUUAUUUCUUAACAGCAUUUCAAAUGUUAUGUGCAAUUUUUUCUAAGGAGAUUUAACAAAGCAUAUGACUUAAUGUUUUGCUUAAAAAGAAAAUUUAAACAAUUUGUUGUAUACGUUAAACAAAUAUGUGAGAUUAUCAAAAUAUUUAUAAAAAUAAAAUUAAGUGAUGCAGCUUUUAUUUACAAGACAUGCAUUAUAUUUUACAUGACAUUUUCUUUUAUAACAUGUUUGUUACUGUUUUAAAAUUAUUAUAUCCAACCACAAUGUGAUUAAUUAUUGUUGAUAAAAUUGUGCAAUAUUAUAUAAUUAUUAAAGAG
Messenger RNA from Physella acuta, 5019 nucleotides. RefSeq lists its product as uncharacterized. The record is from RefSeq and is a predicted model, not a curated record. Lineage: Eukaryota; Metazoa; Mollusca; Gastropoda; Physidae. Gene Ontology annotation, molecular function: FAD binding; oxidoreductase activity; iron ion binding.